Molecule: messenger RNA, 1191 nt
Organism: Oryza brachyantha (malo sina)
Lineage: Eukaryota; Viridiplantae; Streptophyta; Magnoliopsida; Poales; Poaceae
Product: E3 ubiquitin-protein ligase BIG BROTHER-like
Exons: 8
Coding region: 151-885 (244 amino acids)
Biological process (GO): protein ubiquitination; negative regulation of organ growth
Molecular function (GO): ubiquitin conjugating enzyme binding; ubiquitin-protein transferase activity
Source: RefSeq, a predicted model, not a curated record
ACCACCCUUAUUAACAAAGAAUCCGUCCAGCACCCAGCAUUGAGAAGCAGAGAUAGGAGGAAGAAAAGAGAAACAAGAGACAGAGAUACAUAGAGUAACAGAGUAACUGGUUCGAACGCCUGUCGUCUUGUCCCGGACCGGUGGUCAUUCAUGGCCACCGUGGGGCAGCCUGAUGCCAUGCGAAGGAUCACCGUUCACUACGUCAAUCCGCCUAUCGCCGGCGCCGGAGAAGUAAGCGCCGCCGAUGGCCUCGACGACGACCAAGUUCUCGAUUAUGUGAUUGGUGAUGUUCUUCAGGGUCAGGAGGGUCUGUAUCAAUCAAUCUUGUAUGGUUCACAUUACUACCAUGGAGAGAACAGCAGUGGUGGUGAAGCUACAACCUCGACAGCAUCAGAAAUCGACCAGCAGAUUGCGUAUGACUUGGUGUACGCUAGGCAGCUGCAGGGGUUAGAGAAUCUGACAAUUGAUACACCUGCAGAUGAAGAUGACGAUAUAAGCUGCGUACCCUCUCCAUCUGACUCUGAAACUGAUGAACCGUCAGAAGGCAACAACGAAGAAGAGGUUGCCGUGCAGGAUGAUAAUGAUGAUCCAGACAACAUGACAUAUGAGCAAAGGCAAGCACUUGUAGAAUCUGUAGGAAAUGAGGACAGAGGCUUAUCUGAUCUUCUCAUCUCCUACCUGGAGACAUGGAAGUACAAAUCAGGCUUUUUCCCAAGAAAGGCCAACCAUGAUGACUGCCCUAUAUGUCUGUCCGCUUUCAGACGUCGAGAAACUGUCAUAACAUUGGCCUGCAAGCAUACUUACCACGAAGCUUGUGUUGCUAGAUGGCUCAAGAUUGACAGGACCUGUCCAGUUUGCAAAUAUGAAGUGUUUGGACCUUCAUAGAGUGAGAAGGGGAUCAACAAAGGCUGACAAACCAUGACCUGAUGAGACGGCAUGUAGUGGUUGCAACUUCUGCUCUGCAAUGUUAAUGGGAAAAAAAAAAAACUUAACCCCCAAAAAAACUUAACCCAAAAAAAACUUAACCUAAAAAACAAAAGAGAGAGAGAGAGAGAGAGAAAACAAAGGAAAAGAGAGAGAGAAGGCAUUUGGAAAGAGAAUUUUCAUCAAUGUGUGUUUUUUUCAUGUAAUUUCCGACAAUGUACAAGCGUGCUUGUUCUUUAUAAAGCUUUUAUGUUCAUGAGUGUGCAA